Molecule: messenger RNA, 1117 nt
Organism: Drosophila pseudoobscura
Lineage: Eukaryota; Metazoa; Arthropoda; Insecta; Diptera; Drosophilidae
Gene: Mt2
Product: methyltransferase 2
Exons: 2
Coding region: 58-1101 (347 amino acids)
Cellular component (GO): nucleus
Molecular function (GO): methyltransferase activity
Source: RefSeq, a predicted model, not a curated record
ACAGCUGACAAAGUCACUGAAAUACAGAAUUUCUUCGAUAUAAAGCAUUUAAAUUUAAUGGGAUUCCGUGUUUUGGAACUAUUCAGCGGCAUCGGGGGCAUGCAUUAUGCCUUUAAAUAUGCCCAGCUAGAUGGCAAUAUUGUGGCCGCAAUGGAUGUCAAUACAGUGGCCAAUGCUGUUUAUAAUUUUGCGCUCAAUUGCCAUGUGAAGACGAGAAACAUUCAAAGCCUCAGUGAGAAAGAGGUCAGCAAGCUGGGAGCUACCAUGCUUCUUAUGUCGCCGCCGUGUCAGCCGCACACCCGCCAGGGAUUACAAAGGGACACGGAGGACAAGCGAUCGGAUGCACUCACCCAUUUGUGCACUCUCAUUCCGCAGUGCGAAACUCUCCAGUAUAUUUUGAUGGAAAACGUUAAGGGAUUCGAAUGCUCUCAAGCUCGAAAUCAAUUCGUUGAAGCCCUGGAGAAGGCUGGAUUCUAUUGGCGGGAGUUUAUACUGACGCCCACACAAUUUAAUGUUCCCAAUACUCGCUAUCGGUACUACUGCAUUGCUCGCAAGACUAAAGACUUUGCCUUUGCUGGAGGUAAAAUCUGGGAGGAAAUGCCUGAAAGUCCCUCAACCGAACAGUCUGUUUCCCAAAUCUCCGCGAUCCUUGAGGACAAUGUCUCUUGUGAAUACCUUGUACCCGACGACGUUCUAACCAAGCGGGUGUUGGUCAUGGACAUAAUACAUCCAACACAAAAUAGAUCUAUGUGCUUUACCAAAGGCUAUACGCACUAUACUGAAGGCACGGGCUCGGCCUUUACACCGCUUUCUAAGGAGGAGUCCCAUCGUAUAUUUGAGUUGGUGAAAGAAAUCGACAAUAAUAACCAGGAUACCAGUAGUAGCUCUGAGGAUGUGCGGCAGCGACGUUUGGAUCUCCUGCGACAAAUAAAACUACGUUACUUCACACCCCGGGAAGUGGCACGGCUGAUGAGUUUUCCCGAGGAGUUUGCCUUUCCCCCUGAAACAACAAAUCGACAAAAGUACCGGCUGCUCGGCAACAGCAUUAACGUUAAAGUUGUUGGUGAAUUGAUUAAACUGUUGAUCGCAACAAAGCAGUAGAAAAAACUGUCCCAUG